Molecule: messenger RNA, 1363 nt
Organism: Halteromyces radiatus
Lineage: Eukaryota; Fungi; Mucoromycota; Mucoromycetes; Mucorales; Cunninghamellaceae
Product: P-loop containing nucleoside triphosphate hydrolase protein
Exons: 6
Coding region: 32-1324 (430 amino acids)
Biological process (GO): proteasome-mediated ubiquitin-dependent protein catabolic process
Cellular component (GO): proteasome regulatory particle, base subcomplex
Molecular function (GO): ATP hydrolysis activity; proteasome-activating activity; ATP binding
Source: RefSeq, a predicted model, not a curated record
UUAAUCUUUUUGAUUUACCUUAUACCGAAUCAUGGCGACUUUAGAAGACAAAUCCUUAUGGGAAACUCAAGAUGAUAAUGAUGAUAUUGACAAGGAUGUUCUUCGAGCCAAUGCUGAAGAAAUCAAUAAUCGAACACGUUUAUUAGAAAACGAUAUCAAGAUUAUGAAGUCUGAAAUCCAACGACUUUCACACGAACAAUCUUCCAUGAAAGAACGUAUCAAGGACAACAAGGAAAAAAUCAAGAUGAACAAGCAAUUGCCAUACUUGGUUGGUAAUGUGGUUGAGUUAUUAGAUGUUGACCCUGAUGAAGAGGAAGAAGAAGAAGGUGCUAAUGUUGAUCUCGACUCAAGACGUAAAGGCAAAUGCGCGGUAAUCAAAACAUCUACACGUCAGACUAUAUUCUUACCUUUGAUUGGGUUGGUGGAUCCUGCUACACUUAAACCUGGAGAUAUCAUUGGUGUGAAUAAAGAUAGUUAUUUGAUUUUGGAUACAUUACCUCCUGAAUAUGAUUCUCGAGUGAAGGCUAUGGAAGUGGAUGAAAAACCUACAGAAGAUUACAAUGAUAUUGGUGGAUUAGAUAAGCAAAUUGAAGAACUAGUGGAAGCAGUUGUGUUACCCAUGACACAUGCUGAUCGAUUCAAAAAUAUUGGUAUCAAACCCCCCAAAGGUGUAUUAAUGUAUGGUCCUCCUGGUACUGGUAAAACAUUAUUGGCAAGAGCAUGUGCAGCACAAACAAAUUCAGCAUAUCUCAAAUUGGCUGGUCCGCAAUUGGUACAAAUGUUCAUUGGUGAUGGUGCAAAAUUGGUACGGGAUGCUUUCAACUUGGCCAAAGAAAAGUCUCCUGCUAUUAUCUUUAUUGAUGAAUUGGAUGCCAUUGGUACCAAGCGUUUUGACUCUGAUAAAUCUGGGGAUCGUGAAGUACAACGUACCAUGUUGGAAUUACUGAAUCAAUUGGAUGGUUUCUCUUCAGAUGAUCGUAUCAAGGUGAUUGCUGCUACUAAUCGUAUUGAUAUUUUGGAUCCUGCUCUUUUACGUUCUGGUCGUUUGGAUCGAAAGAUUGAAUUCCCUAUUCCAAAUGAAGAAGCUCGUGCUCGUAUCCUUCAAAUUCACUCUAGAAAGAUGAAUGUUAGCAAAGAUGUCAAUUUUGAGGAAUUAUCUAGGUGUUGUGAUGAAUUUAAUGGUGCUCAAUGCAAGGCUGUUUGUGUAGAAAGUGGUAUGUUGGCUUUACGUCGUGGUGCAACUGAAAUUACUCAUGAAGACUUUAUGGAUGCUAUUCAAGAAGUACAAGCUAAGAAGAAGAUGUCUUUACAAUAUUAUGCUUAAAAAAAGAAAUAAAACAAAUUAUACAUAUUUUUACAUUUU